This is a messenger RNA of Nymphaea colorata (pocket water lily), 1284 nucleotides long. Its product is annotated as chaperone protein dnaJ C76, chloroplastic. The record is from RefSeq and is a predicted model, not a curated record. Lineage: Eukaryota; Viridiplantae; Streptophyta; Magnoliopsida; Nymphaeales; Nymphaeaceae. Gene Ontology annotation, molecular function: iron ion binding; electron transfer activity. Bases 103 to 1173 code for a protein of 356 amino acids. The transcript has 9 exons.
CCCCCCUCUCUCUCUCUCUCUCUCUUCAGAGUGUUCCUCCCAGAAGCCUCCUCGCUUUUGGAGGAGGAGGAGGUGAGGCCUCCCCGUUGAUCAUAUUUGUACAUGAACGCAACCUUUCUCGCUUUUGAUUUUGUUGUCAUUGAAUUUUUGUUGGGGAAGCCGAGGGGAUCGCCGCCAAUGGCUCAAUUGCUUUCUCCGAUCUGCACGGACGCCCUCAAAUUCAGAAGUUGUUCCGCUUCUCCCAUCGGAACUCGCCGUAAUUUUUUCAGGCCGGCGGUAGAUCGACCCAUCACCAACGGACGUCGCCGGGACUUGCGCAUCAGAGCGGCCACCGGGAGCUCGGUCUCCGAGGAACCCGAGGCCGAUGACUAUUACUCCGUUCUCGGCGUUUUGCCAGAUGCAACACCAGGGGAGAUAAAGAAAGCAUAUUAUAAUUGUAUGAAAGCUUGCCAUCCUGACUUGAGUGGAAAUGAUCCUGAGACAAACGAUUUCUGUAUGUUCAUUAAUGAGGUUUAUGAGAUACUAAGUGACCCUGUGCAACGUAUGGUUUAUGACGAAAUUCAUGGGUAUGCGUUAACGGCAAUCAAUCCUUUCCUGGAUGAUUCCAAGCCAAAGGACCACGCUUUUGUCGAUGAGUUCUGUUGUAUAGGCUGUAAAAAUUGUGCCAAUCUGGCCCCUGACGUUUUCAAGAUUGAGGAAGAUUUUGGAAGGGCAAGAGUUCGCUCUCAAUCAGGGAAUACUGAAUUAGUCCAACAAGCUAUUGAAAGUUGCCCAGUGGACUGCAUUCAUUGGACUUCUGCAGCACAGCUAUCUCUACUUGAAGAUGAGAUGCGUCGGGCAGAGAGAGUAAAUGUUGGAUUAAUGCUUUCUGGAAUGGGGGCUUCCUUUGAUGUCUUUGGCAUGGCACGUUCCCGGUGGGAAAAGCGUCAAAUGAAAGUCCUGGAAAAGGCUAAAAUCAGAAUGAUGAAGAAAAAAUCUUCUGACAAGUCUGAAUCGUACUGGAGCAAUCUUUGGGAAGAUUCUGUUAAAUACAAGGAUACAGAGGAGGAAGAGAUGCAAGAGAGGUCCAAAAGAGCAGCAGCUGCGGCCAGGCGUUGGAGAGAGUACUCAAGAAAGGGUGCAGAUAGGCGGCCAACUUUCAAUCUUCCAGAAGCCUUGUCCAAAAAGGAUUGAGCAGGCAACAUUUGCAGUUGAAAUAUUGUACACUAGUCCAUAUUGUACACUAAUCCAUAUUGUUUUAUGUAUAGUUGAAAAAGAAAAACCAUUGUAUAAAGUUGAUUACUA